Molecule: messenger RNA, 2151 nt
Organism: Paramecium pentaurelia
Lineage: Eukaryota; Ciliophora; Oligohymenophorea; Peniculida; Parameciidae
Source: the annotation of a GenBank genome assembly
UAUGCAAAACCAACUUUAAUAGUUCCUCACUAUUCUGGCCACAAGAGAAGAAGUUAUUUUUAUGAUUCGCAUCUUAACACAUUAAACUUUAGAAGAUGGAAGAAAUCUUAGAGAAUAUCAAUAUGAAAUCAUGAAAGGAGAAAGAAAGAGAGAAGAACUAGAAAAUUAAGUGUAAUUUAAUUAUUUUUAUGAUAGUUAUUAAACUAUAACUGAAUCUAUACAUAGAAAAGUAUUUCUACCAAAAGUUGUAUAGAAAUUUAACAAAAUACAAACUUAUUAUUCCAAUAAAACUAAAGUAAUCAAUAUUGAAUUUAUCAGAUCUACUUUCCUAAAUAAGGAUAAUAAAUUGGAUAAGAAAACAUUGUUUAACCAAAUCUUAGGAAUAUUAUAAUCAGUAUGCAACAUGAGAGUUUGAUUUCCAUCCUUAAAUACUUGAGUAACGUGUAGAAAAUGAGAAUGAAAUUAGAACUCAAUCGGGCAUAGUAUAUGGAAAAGUAAUAUAUAAAAGGCUAUGCUUUAUUCUAGAGAAGAGAGAUGUAAUCGUAAUGAGAAGUUCUUUUCCGAACCUUUACUUAUUGGAAAUUUUGGUAUGAAUUAUAUCAACAAAUUGCAUCAGAAAUAUUAUUACUUAGCAUCAUAAAGAAAUUGGAAGAAUGUUUAUGAUGUUCUUAUUUUAGAUGAUAAUACAAAAUAAUUAUAUCUAUAAGGAGCAGGUUAAUUAGGAUAUCUAUUUAGGUUUUAAGAGUGUGAUUGCCAGUAUUAAUAAAUAAAAGAAAUCCAAUGAUGUUCCUUAAGUUUAUAUACCAAUAGAAACAACCUAAGAAAUCAUUACUACUCGUUAUGAAAAAUUAUUCAAAGAUCUUAUGGAUAUGAAUUACCAUGUUUCCAAAUCUAUUAUGAAAUAUAAUUAAUUGCAUCAACGCAGAAAAAAGAAUAAGGAAUCAUAAAAUAGAAUCAAAAUAACUACAACUAGACAUUCUUAAUAAGAGAAAAUACUUAAUUUAAGUGACUUUGGUAAAUUUUCAGCACCAUCAUCCAGAUAUAGUAGAUCAAGAUAACUUAAAACAUAAUUAUCAUGUCUAUAGUCUCCAUCUGAACCACAUAUUAAAUAAUAUGAAUUUCUUUUAAGUUUGCGUCAACCUGUUAAUUCAGGUCGUUUGAUUAAUAAAUGCAUUAAUUAAAAUUCAUGAAAUACUUUAAGGAAGCUUCUUUUUCAUUGAAAUAAAAAUUUGGUUACACUCCAGAAGAAUAAGCUAUCAAACUUUUUGAUCAAGCAUAUCAUUACGAAAGUUCAAUUCUUCCUAUAAAUCUUCUUGAUCAAAUUGCUGAAUUAAGCUUUCAAAUGUAUUAUUCAUCAUUAAAAUAUUUCUAGGGAACAUUAUCCAAAAAUAAUCAAUUAAAUUGUUCUGCAAUUAUCAACUAUUGGAAUCACUACUAAUGUAAUACUUAAAGUAUUAAAUUUUUGAAUUAUUUUUAGACACUUAUUAUUACAGAUUAUCUAUUAAAAUAUGGAUGUUCUGGUAUAAUUGAUGAUUUGAAAGUUAGAAUAUAUAUGUUUAGAAAUUAUCAAGAAUUUAAAAUUGAUUUCUAAGAUCCUAUUUAUAUUACAAGUAUCUAAUUCAAAAAUAUAAAGUUCGAUAAAAAGCUGGAAACAUUGCUAAUUAAUUAACUAAUAGAAAACUUUUAUACAAGGAAAAAGAAAUAGCAAAACAUAUUAAGCUUAAAAUAUAAAUAAAUAAAUAAAAAACAUAAUCAUUAAGUAAUUAAGAUUAUAAGUAAACUACUACCACUUUAGAUGAUAUUUUAGAAAAUUAUAUUUUUAAAUAUAUGGAUAAAUUUAAUGAUAAAAUAGAAAGUUGGGGAGAUAAAAUAAAUGAUAAAUUAGAUUAAAUAAUUGAUAAUAUUACUAUUAAUGCAGCUUAUGAAAGAGAUGAAAAUGGUUAUUACUUUCCAGAAUCUUGUAUGGAUGAAAUCACAAUUACAAAUACAAAUAAACAUAAUGAAAAUUAAGAAUAGUUAUUAUAAUAAGAUCAAAAAAUAAUAAAACACUAGAAUAAAGAUUUAUGUAAAUAUAAUAAUAAUAAGUUAGUGGAAUUUGAAAAUUAAGAUAAUUAAUAAUAGCCAAAACAAGAGAUUAAUUUACUAGAUUGA